ACGAUGCGGGUUGGGGGCAGGUGUGGUAGUUGUCUGUUUUUGUUGUAAAAUCAGUAUGCUGUUAAAUUAUAGUUUUACACGCAGAAAAGAUCGUGUACGGAUGUACGAAGUGUACAUUGUUGAUGUUUGUCUACGGAGGUGUACAAACGGAACGAGUCAACUGGAUUCGAGGAGUGUUUAGUGCCUUUUUUAAAAACUGUAAUUGGACGACAAGAAGGCGUCAUUCAAAUAAUGAAUGUACCCGUGCGACCAGCACCAGCACCACCUGGCAAAGACAGACGAAAUAUUCAGGGAUCAUUUUUCGACUGGGACGAUGGAAAUGAUCCCUUUUUUGGCAGUCAACCAUCUACUUUUGUGUCAAAUCAGCUGACAACGGCCAAGAAGAAGCCACCACCUCGCCCACCACCACCGAAAUUUGAAAAUAAGAAGCAACAAAAACAGGUGUCAUCACAGGGACGUUUUGUCGGGUUGUUCACAAGAUACCAACGUACGAAUACCUCCAACAGGAGCAAGCCCAACAAUCAAAAGAAUCAUGCAACAUCAUUAUCGGGAAGCUGCCGACCAUAUUCUCCCUCGCCUACCAGCCGCUCAAGCAGUGAUGGUGUUAGUGUUAAUAGUUUCGGAAGUGAUGGCUCAUUUUCUAAUAACACAGCAAUUGGUGGUAAUGCUUCAAUAUUUGAAAGUGGUUUUGAAGAGGACUUUGAUUUCUGGCUUUCAACAUCUACAAAGCCACAAGCAAAUGAACAAAAUGAUCCUUGGAAAGUAACACAGCAAGACCCAUUCUCACCACCUCCGCAGACACCGCAACAGAUGGUACAUAGUGCGAGUUUCCCUGUACAGAAGUUGAACACUACCUCCUGGUUUGAUGAGCUUAGUAAGCCAAUUCCACCAGCUCCUUCUACACUAAAAAGUGCACCCUUGUAUGGGUCAGUGCCGACUAUUAUCCGUCCUAAACCAAAUCGGUCUACACAGCCUCCAAAACUUGUACAAAAUGGAGCACCAGAGAAAAAAUUUCAAAGUCACUCAAUACAGCACGCGUUUUCGGCACUCACAUUGUCUGACACUUCAGUGAAGCUGAACACUCGAGAAACUGAAGAGACCAGUGAUUAUGAGGACCAAGAUGACUGGGAACCACCGAUGCCUUCCAUUCCACCACCCCCGCCGCCACCUGAAGUUGUAGAAGAGCUGGCGAAAAUUGCACCACCAAUUCCACCUAAACCACUAUCACAGAUUGACAAUCAAAACAAACCACAUGGAGUAGCUUUGUUUGACUAUGACUCUCCCCAUCCAGAUGAUUUAUCAUUCAAGGAAAAUGAUGUUAUCAUAUUAAAGAGACGUAUAAAUGCUGACUGGUUGUAUGGACAACUUGGACAAAAGGAAGGCAUGUUUCCAUCAAAUUUCAUCAAUGUAAUUGUUCCACUGGAUAAUGAGGGUGACUUUCUAGUGAAAGCAUUGUACCAAUUCAUAGGGGAGACAACAUCUGACUUGGAGUUUCCGGAAGGUGCUUUCAUUAAAGUCCUAAGCCGGAUAUCAGCGGACUGGUUGUAUGGUGAAUACGAGGGAAGGAGAGGUCAAUUUCCAGCAACAUAUGUUGAUCACAUUCCAUCUGGCCUGCCAGACUAUUCUAACUAAUGAUAUUUUUGCUAUUUUAUGUAAUAUACACCACUGAAUUUCAACUUCCAUUUAGAAUGAUCUCAUGUAAGCACUUUGAUAAUCUUCUAUCAAAAUUUAUAGCUUAAUUUUUUGAUGCAGUAUUUGUGAUGAAUGUCACAGGAUCAAAGCUUUAUAGUAUAUGAAGAUAUUCGAUAGUACUGAAAUCUUAAGACAACGAAGUGAUUUAUGUUAGGACUUUUUAGUAGUGUUGCUAAAAAUAUUUAGCUAAUGAUGAGUCUUUAAUGUUUUUACAAGGCUCAUAGAGUAAUCUGCAGGAGAUCUUGAUGGUAAACAGUAACCAAUGGUGCUAAAGAACAUUAUCAUAUCAUGUAUAGUUUCUUUGUUUUCUUAUGCUUAAUAUAUUCUACUAAAUUUAUACUUAAAUUAUCCUUAAAUUAUCCUUAUUACCCUUAUUACUGUAUUGCUGCCAUACAAGUUUUCAAUAUUACUUACUAUAUGCAUUUGGAAUAUACCUGGAAAGCAAGAACUUUACAGUUUUAUCCAUUGUACAUCUUUCACCAAAACUACAGUUGUCGAACAAUUUGUGAGCUUUACAUCAUGUGUAUGAUAUAUCAGUAUUUCAGUCUAGGUCAUUCAUGCAGUUAAUUUUGUUACUGAAACUAAGAGACUGUCUGGCCAUAACAGGGAUAAAUAUGUUAUUUUUGUACACAAAUCCCUUAAAAUUAUUAUAUUUAAAUAUUUAUCAACUUUUUUUAAACAAUAUAAAACUUGUAACAGUGCAUUAUCAAAUUGUGAUAACUUCAUUUGGUAAAAUUAUCUGUAGAUUAAUUAAAACUCCAGAAAAAGAAAUAUAUUUAUGAAUUGUAAUAUAUUUUUGAAAAUUAUUGAUAUUUUUUAGUGUUAUCAUGGCACUUUUGCUACAUAAAGUUUUUGAUUAAUUGUGUUUUUGCCUGAUGAUUGCUGUGAAUUAAGUGACUGUACAAAAAGUGUAAAAAAAAGUGCUAUAUUGAUCCUUACAUGUGGAUGAAUGUACAUUUCAGAUGUGUGGAACCUAUACAUGUAUAUUUCAGCAAUAUUGGUGAUAUUGUAAGAUGAAUUAAAGGAAAUGUGUUUUGCAAAUUAUUUGGUGAAGGUUAUUAACCAACGAGGCUGUGCAGUUGAUCUGGGGCUGCUAAACUACUCAACUUUUGCUGUCAAACAAGUCACAUCAGUCAUGUAGUAGAAAUCUAUUCCAGUGACAGUUUUUUUUGCUGUUUCUGUUGUGUAUAGUAGCAGUUUUAGCUUUGUUGUAAAGUAUUACUAAUCAUUAAAUUAUUCUAUUGUAUAUAACAUGGUUAGUUGCUCAGUGUCAUAUGUUUGUUGUUAUGAUGAUCAUUAAUGUAAUUCACCUAUCAAACAGUGGAAAGUCCAGUAUGGAAUAACAGUGUUGUGAAAAGGAUAGAUUGCUACUCAGCACAUAGAGGAAGUGUUGAGUUGCAGGCAGGGACGAUGAAAACACUGCUGAAAAUUUAAACUUUUGGACCAAAAAGCCCUUCUUCAGAAAUAAAAUACAUACAUGUUUUAUAAGCACAACUCAUACACACAAGGCCACUGUCUCUGACUGGCAGUCAUGCCACAGUGGCUGGAGACAGUGGCCGUGUGUGUGUGUGUGUGUGUGUGUGUGUGUGUGUGUGUGUGUGUGUGUGUGUGUGUGUGUGUGUGUGCGUGCGCGCGUGCGCGCGCGCGCGCGCGCGCGUUUUCUGUUUCCAAAGGACUUUCUUGUCCAAAAGCUUAAAUGUUUAAAGUCUUUGCAUUGUGCCUGUCUGCAACUCAUUGCCUCCUCUAUGUGGUGAGCAGCAAUCUGUGCCUUUCAUAAUUCAUCUGUCAUUUAGUGAGAAUUUUGAUUUUGUUUAAAAACGUAGUUCCUUAUUUGUGAUUUACAGAAAUUUUAUUCACAAUGCAAUAGUUUUUGAAAAUAUUAUUGGCUCUUGCAACAUCAUCAGCUAUAUCUGAUUCUUUAAUGGUAAUUGACAUAUAAAAUUAAGCAAUGUUCCAUUUAAUGGGUAUUUUAAAUGUUAUUUAGUUUGCUGCUGUGUGUUAUAAUUUUAUGUUUUCAUGAGAGGAGAAAGGAAUCUUAAAUCCUUCUUAAAUUUGAACUUUAUUCAUACCUUUGACUAUUUAGCAACAGGGCAUCAAAUAUUUGUUUUAUUGUUCUGCAGCAUGAGCCAUUACUUGUGGUCCCUUGAAGGGAUAUCACAUUACAUGCUAUGUUCCUUACAGCAAACAUUAAUGUUUAUAUGUACAUUUAUUUAGAUUGAUUGUACAGAUGUAUAUUUAUUCUGUAUUUCAUAUAGAGCAAUAAUAUUACUUGUUGGUGCAUUAUUAUAGAUAAUUGAAGCUGUUUCUUACUGUACCUUUUGUAAAAAGAUCUGGUAGCAGAAAUUGUUUGUUCACUUGUGUAAGUGUGACCAUUACAAAUGUUUUACCAGUGUUUUCAUAAUGAACUUUCCUUCAGUGCAACGUUACCAUUAUCAAAGAUCUGUUUGUGAAGGCCACGUAGUAAAAUGUCUGGCCCUUUAUGCUAAUUGCACUGCUGUGGUAGUGUGUCAAAUACAAAGUAAAUUUUGUGUUGUAGUGGGCUGUGUCAGCUUCAACUUUCACUAUGUGCAGUUUAUACAUACAUGAAAAGUUAAAUAUUUCUGCCAAAUAUAUGGAGCGAAGUGGUACACAUACCAAAUGCUAAA
Schistocerca nitens (vagrant locust) is the source of this 4337-nucleotide messenger RNA. Its product is annotated as SH3 domain-containing protein 19. Gene Ontology annotation, molecular function: protein binding; lipid binding. Gene Ontology annotation, biological process: actin cortical patch localization; plasma membrane tubulation; endocytosis. The record is from RefSeq and is a predicted model, not a curated record. Lineage: Eukaryota; Metazoa; Arthropoda; Insecta; Orthoptera; Acrididae. The transcript is spliced from 7 exons. The coding region runs from base 232 to 1632 and encodes 466 amino acids. Gene Ontology annotation, cellular component: medial cortex; Rvs161p-Rvs167p complex; mating projection tip.